Lathyrus oleraceus (garden pea) is the source of this 1165-nucleotide messenger RNA. RefSeq names its product GDSL esterase/lipase CPRD49. The transcript is spliced from 6 exons. The coding region runs from base 131 to 973 and encodes 280 amino acids. The record is from RefSeq and is a predicted model, not a curated record. NCBI's taxonomy places the organism in Eukaryota, Viridiplantae, Streptophyta, Magnoliopsida, Fabales, Fabaceae.
AAAGAUGUAAUAAUGUUGUGGCAGCUUAUCUUUACAAGACAAUGCAAAAUAAGAAAAAAGAAAACACAAAAUCUAAGUCUAUAACAUAAUAAGAAUAUUUUAGGGAAAUUUUUGGUUGUGGAAGUGAAAGAUGGUAGGGCCAAGAAGACCUCAAAUUGUUCUGUUUGGUUCUUCCAUUGUUCAACUUAGUUAUAGUGAUGAAGGUUGGGGUGCUAUUCUUACCAACUUGUAUUCUAGAAAGGCAGAUAUAAUUUUGAGAGGAUAUUCUGGUUGGAAUUCAAGGCGUGCUUUGCAGGUUCUGGAUACAAUAUUUCCUAAGAAUGCAGAUGAGCAACCAUCAUUGGUUAUUGUGUACUUUGGUGGUAAUGAUUCUAUUCAUCCACAUACAUCUGGUCUUGGUCCUCAUGUGCCCCUUGAAGAAUACAUUGAAAAUAUGAGGAAGAUUAUUCUUCAUCUUAAGAGUCUGUCUAAGAAGAUUCGCAUAAUAUUGCUCGGCUCUCCUCCCGUCAACGAGGCGCAGAUUCAGGAAGCGUUCAGUAAUGUAUUUGGGCCGUUAAAGAGGACAAAUGAAACAUGUAGACUUUACUCAGAAGCAUGUUUGAAGCUGUGCCAUGAGAUGAAUGUGGAGGCCAUUGAUCUCUGGUCAGCACUUCAGCAAAGGGUCGACUGGUCAGAUGUUUGCUUUACGGAUGGAAUUCAUUUGUCAGGCGAGGGGAGCAAGAUAGUUGUGAAAGAGAUACUGAAAGUCCUCGAAGAAUCAGAUUGGGAACCGAAUCUACACUGGAAAUCAAUGCCAAAUGAAUUUGCAGAAGAUUCACCAUAUGAUCCUGUUGCUAUGGAUGAAAAGAGUACUGUGAAUAUCUCCAACUGGAGCUUCCAGAAAUUUUUUGAAUGGGAAAGAGCUUUGUGCAUUUCCAAACCAUCAAAUGGUCAUCAAUUUGAAGAGUCAGCAGUCACAAAACAACAUCAAUAAUUUCAAUUAAAAAAAAUAGUGUUGUGCUUCUAUUAAUUAGGAUUUUAUUUGAUGUUAUAUUAUUAAAAUAAAAUGGUAUGCAAUCAUAAAUGUGAUAUUAUGCAUGCCUUUCAAUUUGAAAAAGUUUGUAAAUUGCACCAACUCUUCUAUAUCUCUAUUUAUCUACCUGUCUAUCUUUUCAUCUAGUUUGAA